This is a messenger RNA of Euleptes europaea (tarantolino), 852 nucleotides long. RefSeq names its product basic proline-rich protein-like. NCBI's taxonomy places the organism in Eukaryota, Metazoa, Chordata, Lepidosauria, Squamata, Sphaerodactylidae. The transcript has 4 exons. The record is from RefSeq and is a predicted model, not a curated record. The coding region runs from base 1 to 852 and encodes 283 amino acids.
AUGAUUUAUGGGGCAAUCUCGCAGCGGCCAGCCCCUCCAGCCAGGGGAGAGGGAGGGCCCGGCCUGGACGCCUCCUCGCCCGCAGACACUGGGAAAGAGGUGGCGCGGGACGGUCACCUCCUGGAACUUCAAGCAGCGCCUCCCGCGGCCUCUCGGGGGAACUGCCCUUGGCCCGGCCAGGCGCUGUCCCGGGUGCUGAACGGAGGGGCGCGCGGGGAGCCCACCUUCGCUCCUGGGAUCCCGGGCCGGAGCCGUCGACCCACGCCGGGCUCCGCUGGGGCUCCGGGCCGAGGGCGAUUCAGCACUUCGGACAGCGCACGCUGGGAGGGCAGCGGGAGGUUGUGGGGCCCGCCAUGCGGUCAGCCGCCCGCCCGCAGCUCCACAGCCGAGGACGGCGGCGAAGGGCAGGCGCCCGCGCAGGAGCCCGCGUGCGCCGGCGCUGCUAGUCCGGCUGCGGGCGCCCGGCGGUGGAUCGCGCCCGGAGGCGGGCAAGGCAGGGCUGAGCGUCGCCCGCGCGCCAACGGUAAGCGGCUUCCCCCACCCCCGAACCCGGAGCCGCUUGGGAAGGGGCUGCCUCGCCCCCGGCCCCCUUCCCUGGUGGGCGCGCUUCAGCCCUGGCCCGGGCCGAGCCCCCCGGAAAGCCCUUUCCUCCCGGCUUCUUUGGGAAGGCCCCCGCCCGGGGUGUCUGUCCGUCCCCCGCCCGCCCGCCUCCGCAUCUUCCCCUUGCCGGGUUGCAGCGCGGGGCCCGCACGCCCCGGGCCAGAGGCGGCCAAGGGAGGGGAGUUUUUGGGACCGGGAGAGCCGCGGCGUUUCGGGUUCAAGACCCCUGGCCCCGUGUCGCGGCAGGCUUAG